AUGGUUGCUCUGGAACUACAGAAAGAUAAUCCUGGACUCUCUCAUGAGGAGCUCUAUCACAAGGCCUACGAAGUGGUUAUGAACAAACAUGGAUUCCGCAUGUACAACGGAUUAAGAGAGCUGCUGACAGAUCACUUAAAACAAAAGGUGCGAGAGGAAUUGCUUUCAAAUUUGAACCGGAAUUUUCGAUCGAAAUUGAAUGAAGUGUGGAUUGAGCAUAAGACCUCAAUGCGUAUGUUAAGCGAUAUGCUUGGAUACAUGGAUCGCAGCUAUGCCGAGCCACGAGGAUUGGAGAGUGUCUAUAUACUAGGAUUGCAACUAUUCAGAUAUGAAAUCAUUGAGUUUGAGGACAUCAAGCAAAAGCUGAGACAAAAUUUGUUGGAUUUGAUAGAAGCAGAGCGACUUGGGAAGUCCAUCAAUGAGUUAGAGAUCAAAAAUGUGUGCACAAUGCUCCACACUCUGGGCAAAAAUACGCGCUACGUUUAUGAGCAGAUUUUUGAAGAACCUUUUCUAGCUCAAACUGAAAAGUUUUAUGAGCGGAAAGUGGGGAUGAUCUUGGAAGACAAAACUUGUGAUUUUGAGCAGGAAAUGAAGCUGCACAUUGAAAAGGAAUCAGCUCGACUCACAAAAUACUUGGACAAGGAAACAGAACAGAAGGUUGUAAAAUUGUUAGAAGAAAUAAUUAAGAAAUACAAGACUUAA
Drosophila albomicans is the source of this 702-nucleotide messenger RNA. Its product is annotated as cullin-3-B-like. Gene Ontology annotation, cellular component: Cul3-RING ubiquitin ligase complex. The coding region runs from base 1 to 702 and encodes 233 amino acids. NCBI's taxonomy places the organism in Eukaryota, Metazoa, Arthropoda, Insecta, Diptera, Drosophilidae. The record is from RefSeq and is a predicted model, not a curated record. Gene Ontology annotation, molecular function: ubiquitin protein ligase binding. The transcript is spliced from 3 exons. Gene Ontology annotation, biological process: ubiquitin-dependent protein catabolic process; protein ubiquitination.